This is a messenger RNA of Eucalyptus grandis, 1475 nucleotides long. RefSeq lists its product as uncharacterized. Gene Ontology annotation, biological process: signal transduction. The coding region runs from base 39 to 1265 and encodes 408 amino acids. Lineage: Eukaryota; Viridiplantae; Streptophyta; Magnoliopsida; Myrtales; Myrtaceae. The transcript has 4 exons. The record is from RefSeq and is a predicted model, not a curated record.
CAGACUUAGAUUCAAAAAGAGAAGGUAAAUUACCAACAAUGAAGAAAAUCACUGCCCUAGCAAUUGUUCUACCACUAGCCCCUCUCUCUGUGUACACAUACAGAUUGCUGCAGGAGAAAAGAAGUGCGGUCCCUCGGAACUACGACGUGUUCUUGAGCUUCAAAGGCCCAGACACUCGCACCUGCUUCACCGAUUUCCUCUAUAACAGCCUAGUAGCUGCUGGGUUCCAUGUGUUCAGGGAUAAUGACUCGAUCCCAGUUGGUGAGCAGAUAGGCCCAGAGAAGUUCUGGGCCAUCAAGAGUUGUAGGAUCGCAAUCCCAAUCAUCUCCAAACAGUAUGCACAGAGUAAACGGUGCCUCCGUGAGCUCACCGAGAUUAUGGAUUGCCACAAAAAGCAUGGCAAAUCAGUCUUCCCUGUAUUCUAUAAGGUGGAUGUUGGCGAUGUCCGUCGCCAACGCGUUAACUUUGAAAAGGCUCUACGUAAACCUGAGAUUCAUAUCAGCCCUGAAGAAAUGGCAAAAUGGUGGAAUGCGUUGACUUCUGUAGCGAAGAUUAAAGGAUGGAUAUCACAGACCAUUGCUAAUGGGCAUGAAGCAGAGCUGGUGAAAAUGGUGGUCGCAAAGGUCUCGAGUGACUUGAAGACGAUGUGGAUCGAACGACUCCCUAUGUUCGUAAAAUCAGUGCAUCUUCACUUUUCAGAAAAGAAAAGAAGAGAAAGCCAAUACCAAGUGUUCUUAGCUUUUCGCGGCCCUGAUACUCGACACAGCCUUGCAGCUUACCUCUACAUCAGCCUUGUAGCUGCAGGAGUCAGAGUGUUUAACGAUGCUGAUCCAUCUCUCAUAGGCAAAGAUGUUGAUCACGAGAUUUGCAAUGCCAUCGACCAUUGUAAGAUAUCCAUUCCAAUUCUCUCUAAAGAUUAUCCCUCCUCUCGUUGGUGCCUCGAUGAACUUGCUCAAAUGGUUGAAUGCAAGAGAAGAAAGAGACAAAAGAUAUUACCCAUUUUCUAUAAAGUGAGGACCUCGCAUGUGCGAGACCUAUCAGGUGUUUUUGGAGAAAAGAUCCUCAAACAUGAGAAGAUGGUCGAUGAAUGUACUUAUGAGCGGUGGAAGCUAGCUCUCAAGGAGGUUGGAUCCUUCAAAGGAUGGGUAUCGGAGAGAAUCGCCAAUGGACAUGAAGGAGUACUUGUAAAAGAGGUCGUCAAGGAGGUUUCGAGGUUGUUAAAGAAUCCCAAGUACAUGAUCCCCCAUCCCUAUAUGCUAAAUUGACCUAGCGCUAGAGUUAGUAACAACUCAUUUUUAGAAUUUGUGAUUCUUGUUUUACAAGAGGAUUUGCCUCGAUGGUCAACUGUGUCAUCAUUUGCAUUAAUUUUCUGACUGGUGAGAAAUUGUUUUGGAGUUAAGAAACAUGUUUCACAUGUUAUGAUAUUGUGUAAUCUAUUUGAAUGUUUUUUGCUAGUCUUUAGAAUUAUGGAGGGA